AUGACGGACAGAACUGAACUCUGGGACAUGAAGUGGCGGUUGAUGGAGGUCACAGGUAUAAACCACUCCCCGUCCAUGGCCCCGCCCCCUUCAUGUAUCCCUGACAUGUGCAAGGAAAUCACUGCAGGGUGCACGAAGAUAACUCGACAGGCUGGUCUCAGAUCAGAUCAGCGUCUUCCUUAUUUAACUCUUUGUGUUCCAAAGACCGACCUGUGUGCGCUCAGUGAUGACGUCAUCAGUCUCACCUGUGUUAUUUAUAGAGUCUGUUCAGUAUUCUGUCAGAUAUAUUUAUAUGCAGUGUUAUGUUCUUAA
Messenger RNA from Xyrichtys novacula (pearly razorfish), 312 nucleotides. NCBI's taxonomy places the organism in Eukaryota, Metazoa, Chordata, Actinopteri, Labriformes, Labridae. The record is from the annotation of a GenBank genome assembly.